Messenger RNA from Gossypium raimondii (Peruvian cotton), 1534 nucleotides. RefSeq names its product epidermis-specific secreted glycoprotein EP1. NCBI's taxonomy places the organism in Eukaryota, Viridiplantae, Streptophyta, Magnoliopsida, Malvales, Malvaceae. The coding region runs from base 49 to 1371 and encodes 440 amino acids. The transcript has a single exon. The record is from RefSeq and is a predicted model, not a curated record.
AUGCUUAGUUGCUCCAUCUCCAUAUCAUCAAAGCUUUCAUAGCCAAAAAUGUCUCUUUACCCUUCUCUCACCAUGUCAUUGCUGUCUUUUUCCUUCUUGUUGCUGUUUGCUUUUAGUGCCAAAGCUGUUGUUCCUCCAUCUGAAACUUUUAGGUUUGUCAACGAAGGGGAAUUUGGGCCUUUUAUUGUUGAAUAUGGUGCAGAUUACCGUGUCAUAAGCAUAGCUAAUGCCCCCUUCCAGCUUGCGUUUUAUAACACCACGCCUAAUGCCUUCACCCUUGCGUUACGCAUGGCUACAACACGUUCCGAGUCGCUCUUCCGAUGGGUUUGGGAGGCCAACAGGGGGAACCCUGUUCGCGAGAACGCCACGUUCUCUCUCGGGACUGACGGGAACCUUGUCUUGGCUGAUGCCGAUGGUCGGAUUGCUUGGCAAAGUAACACUGCCAACAAAGCUGUGGUAGGGUUCCAAUUGUUGCCUAAUGGUAACAUGGUGUUACACGAUUCCAAUGGCAAGUUCAUUUGGCAAAGUUUUGAUCAUCCAACUGACACACUCUUGGUGGGUCAGUCGCUUAGAGCCGGAGGGGCGACAAAGCUUGUGAGCCGGGCUUCUGCUCAAAACAAUGUCAACGGAGCCUAUAGCUUGGUGAUGGAGCCUAAACAGUUGGUUUUGCAGUACAAGGGAAUGAACUCUUCUAAACCACUUGUCUACUUCAAAUCAUCCGUUUGGCCAAAUACACAAGAUGGUACUUUACAAACUGUGACACUAAAUGUCGAGGAAACAAAUGAUGGUUUUGCAUAUGACGUUUUGUUAGACUACACAGUGGCUAACUCGUCCAUCGGGACCGGAAAUCUCAUCUUGACAAGGCCGAAAUAUAACAGCACAUUGUCGAUUCUUCGACUCGGGAUCGAUGGAAACCUGAGGGUUUUUACCUACUAUGACAAGGUUGAUUCACAGGCAUGGGAAGAGACUUUCACUCUCUUCUCUAGGGACUCAGUAUGGGGCAAUGAAUGUGAACUACCGGAGAGGUGUGGGAACUUUGGACUCUGUGAGGAGAACCAAUGCGUUGCUUGCCCGUCACCAAACGGAUUACUCGGUUGGAGCCGGAAUUGUCAGCAGAAGAAGGUGAACUGUAGGCCGAACGAUUUCGGCUACUACAAGCUAGAAGGAGUGAACCAUUUCAUGAGCCAGUACAAUGAAGGAGAAGGGAUAAAGGAGAGUGAUUGUGGGAGGAAAUGCACCUCCGAUUGCAAUUGUUUGGGGUACUUUUACCACAGGGAAACAUCCAAAUGUUGGAUCGCUAACGAGUUGAAAACCCUUGCUAAAACCUCGAACUCUUCCCAUGUUGGUUACAUAAAGGCACCCAACAAGUGAUGGGAAUCCUAUUAAGUAUUUGUACUUUUUCUUCUGUAUUUUCCAGUUUCUUUUUUGUCUGCUAGUAUGUAUUUGUGAGUUUGAAUUACAUAUUAAAAGUAAUUAAAUGUUUACAAUUAUGUAUCUAAUGUAUAUGUAGUCAAUAAACUGAAUUUAAAAUGUA